Messenger RNA from Cryphonectria parasitica EP155, 330 nucleotides. RefSeq lists its product as uncharacterized. The annotation marks the transcript as partial. The transcript has a single exon. The record is from RefSeq and is a predicted model, not a curated record. NCBI's taxonomy places the organism in Eukaryota, Fungi, Ascomycota, Sordariomycetes, Diaporthales, Cryphonectriaceae.
UUUCUUAUUAUCAAAAAGAAUAAUAGCUUAUGCUUAAUUAAUAAUGCUCAAAAGUAUAACAAGCAUAGCCUCAAGAAUACUUUUAUGCUGCUUGCUUUAGAUAAAUUCUCGGAGAAGUUCGCUAUAUACAAGAUUCUUUUAUUGCUUAACUUCUUUUCUGGAUAUAAUCAAGUACAACUGUAUCCUAAUAGCAGGAAUAUAAUAAUCUUCUUAAUGCUCUUAAGCUUAUUCAGAAUGUAUACUCUAUUCCAGAGUGCUACUAACUCUGUUGCUCAAUUUAUAAGAAUAAUAAUUAGAUUUCUAUAUAAUCUUAUUCUUUAUAUAUACUAG